CUCCUCCUCCCCCUAAUCCGCCGCCGCCGCGGGCCGCUUUCGUCCCGGGCCCAAGGCCGCGCAAUGCGGGCCGCCCGACGGCGACGAGGCGGAUGUUCGAAUCCCGGGGAAGAGAGAACGAGAAACCCCGUCCGGUGAGGCGAUUGGCUGGCGAUUUCGCCUGGAACGGAGCGCGCACAGCGGGUUCCGAGAGACGGAGUGUGAGAGUUCCCGUCGCGAAAACGAACUGCGGCGAGGUGCUGGCGGCCCGCGCAGGGACCAGGCGGGCGGCGGCGGCGGCUCAGGUUCAGAGGAAGGAGAAGGUGUGGGUCGCCGUGGGGAAGAAGGUUGGGAGUGGGAAUGGCGGCAGCGAUGCCGAGGACCCCGCGGCGGCGGGUGGGGGCUAUGCCGGCGGAGACGAGGCCGAGGGGAGCGUCGAAGCGGAUGAGAAGCCGGAACCGGAGGACGACACCGACGAGCUUGAUGGCGAUGGCCUGCUUCCUGGGGAAGAAAUGGGGAAUUAUCUCCUCGGCGCUGGUGAUCAUGAUCGGCAUCCUGGCGAUGAUGGCGGCGAGGAGACAACCGAGAACCUUGUUUCGGAAUCGAACGGAUUACUGCGCUUGAGAGUCAAGAUGCGCAGAGGGUGGAUCGAAUGCCGCCAUGACAUCGACAGCUUCGCACCCGACUUGCUCUCCCUCUACGAAUCCCUCAAGCCAUCAGAGGAGCACAAGUCCAAGCAGACUCAGCUCAUUGACUCCCUGGCAAAGUCACUCAGCAAAGAAUGGCCCAAUGCCCGGCUGCAUCUCUACGGAUCAUGCGCCAAUUCCUUCGGAACUUCCCACAGUGACGUUGAUGUAUGUCUCGAAAUCGAGAUCGGCACGGAGAGCACAGUGGAGAUUCUCCAGCGACUGGCAGACAUCUUGCACGGCGAUAACUUCGACGAUGUGGAGGCGAUUACUAGUGCCAGAGUCCCCAUUGUGAGGAUGUUGGAUCCAGGGAGUGGCUUCUCUUGUGACAUUUGCAUCAAUAAUCUCUUUGCUGUUGCCAACACAAAGCUUCUCAAGGAUUAUGCCCAGAUAGAUGGUAGACUGCUUCAGCUGGCUUCCAUUGUGAAGCAUUGGGCCAAACUGAGGGGUGUCAAUGAAACAUACCGUGGAACCCUCUCUAGCUAUGCAUAUGUGCUUAUGUGCAUCAGUUUCUUGCAGCUGCGAGAGCCCAAGAUUCUUCCAUGUUUGCAGGCUAUGGAUCCAACAUAUAUCAUGGUUGUUGAUGAUACCAAAUGCACAUAUUUCGACGACAUUCAUCAGCUUCAUGAUUUUGGGGCUGAAAACAAGGAGAGCAUAGCGGAGUUACUCUGGGCAUUCUUCCACUACUGGGCAUUCCAGCAUGAUUACAGGAAGGAUGUCAUCUCCAUCCGCAUGGGAAAGAUAAUCAGCAAGAAGGAAAAGGACUGGACGACUCGCGUUGGAAAUGAUCGUCAUCUGAUGUGCAUCGAGGAUCCUUUCGAGAUCAGCCAUGACUUAGGCCGUGUAGUUGACCGGCAGACUAUCAGGAUCAUCAUAGAGGAGUUUGAGCGAGCAGCUGAUGUGCUGCAGCAUGAUAAUGACCCAUGCGUGACUCUUUUCAAGCCCUACAAUUACGGGACCUGAUCAUAAAAAAUACCCAGAAAAUUCAGAGUACGUUUCUGCCAGGAAGUGAAAGUUUUGAGAUGCCAAACUGUUUCAGCAUUUUGACAAACAAGAUAAGUAAAUGAACUGGGUGCAUUGAGAAAAAGAAGUUCGAUCAGGUGCAUUUACCUGCUAGAUAGCUGCUAUGUUAUUUCCUUCAGGGAAAACUGAUUGGGUAGGACAUAUCCCAGCUGUAAGCUGCAAUGAGUUCACUGCAACAGGUACACUAUCAUGUUCUAUGCCCUGCUCGCCUGAAAAAGGAAAACUCAAACCAUCGACAUUGAUGGUGUGCAACCGCCUGCAAUCACACCAGGAAGGCUGGACGAUAACCUUCCAGUUCCAGGGUUUCUGCAACAUCAAUAUUUUCUCUUGUAAUUUUUUUUGAAAAAAAUAUUUAUACGCUUGCGUAACUGCAGUUUUACAGUAUCACAAGUGUUUGACAGUGUAAAUAUCAUAGCCUUCUCAGUAGCAAUAAUGCGUGAGAUAGGAGCUCAUAGGACAAAAGAUACUAACAAGAGAA
Messenger RNA from Brachypodium distachyon (stiff brome), 2166 nucleotides. RefSeq names its product UTP:RNA uridylyltransferase 1. The coding region runs from base 93 to 1628 and encodes 511 amino acids. Gene Ontology annotation, molecular function: RNA uridylyltransferase activity. The record is from RefSeq and is a predicted model, not a curated record. NCBI's taxonomy places the organism in Eukaryota, Viridiplantae, Streptophyta, Magnoliopsida, Poales, Poaceae. The transcript is spliced from 6 exons.